This is a messenger RNA of Pleurotus ostreatus (oyster mushroom), 951 nucleotides long. RefSeq lists its product as uncharacterized. Bases 1 to 951 code for a protein of 316 amino acids. The transcript is spliced from 4 exons. The record is from RefSeq and is a predicted model, not a curated record. NCBI's taxonomy places the organism in Eukaryota, Fungi, Basidiomycota, Agaricomycetes, Agaricales, Pleurotaceae. Gene Ontology annotation, cellular component: membrane.
AUGUCUCACCAUCAUUCUCAUCAUCACCCCCACGGCUCUACCAUCAGCGCUGGGGACCCACACAUGUCAUACCUAACAUCGCCGUUCAUCUCUCGACGCGCCCUCUUAUUCGUCCGAAUCGUGAUAGCGUUGUUCACCGUCUCAACAUGCUUGACAGUAAUGAUCUAUUCCGCUACCCAUGCGCGUGGGGGAGGAGACGCUGGCCAAUUUCUGUAUUUUUCGUACUUUACGAGUCUGUCGUUUAUUGGCGUGACGACCUGGACCGUUAUUCAGGCCGUUCGUGUGGCGAAGAUGGUCUGGUUUGGUCGUGAUAUUGCGGACGAGGCUCGCGUGGACCGCGGUAGGGAAGGAAACCGUGUAGACGACGAAGAAACCCGCUCAGAGAAAGAGUUAGCCGAAGAGAAGGAAGGCGUCUCCGUUGCAGAGCUCGGCGAGACCGGAGAUCGCAACGAAACUGAAGAACGCGGAGGUGAAAAGAGAGGGUCGAAGGUAUCCAGCUUGGCGUACGAAGUCCUAUACUGUACGAUCACUACGUUUCCUAUUUUGGUAACAAUCAUCUACUGGGCCCUUCUCUCAUCACCAUCUACCUUCGCGACUUCUUAUUCCGCUUAUUCUUCGACGUCUCAACACAUACUGAACGCCGUAGUAUCCCUCGCCGAGACCUUCGUUCUCACCUCUUCCCCUUCCGCUACCAACAGCGCGAGUGUAAAGCCGAGGAAGACCAACCUCCCAUAUAUCUACCUCCCCAUCACAGUAGUCCUCCUCGGUCUAUACCUGUGCGUCGCCUACAUCACGAAUGCCAACCAAGGUGUAUACGUCUAUCCAUUCCUGGACCCGUCGAAAGGACCGAUAUUGGCGGCGUAUAUAGUGGGGAUUGGGCUCGCGCAGUGCGUCGUGUUUGUGUUCGUUCGGUGUGGAAUUAUGUUGAGGGAUUGGGCUAUACGUACAUGA